GCGGCGGCCUGGGUGGCCGCUUGCCGCGCUGUCAGUGUCACAGGUAGCAGCCCCGCAUCAACAAUUGGACCGCUGGUGUCAGCUGAGCUUCAGGGCCGCACCACAAGCGAUGAGGCUGGCAAAACAGGGCUUGCUAGCUGCAGCGACGCCAGCAGCUCGCCGCGGCUGGUGGCUGGCAGCACGAGUGGCGGUGGCACGGCGGACAGAUUCAGCAGCUCUGGCGAGGAUGUCACCAGCGGAGGUGCCUGGGCUGCGGUGAUGGAAUCGUUGGCGACGCCGGCGCCGCGGCCCAGGAGCCAGCAGCGAGCACGGACCGAGGCGACAAGCCUGCUGCCGCAGCCCCUGAUCCAAGGCCACAUG
Monoraphidium neglectum is the source of this 360-nucleotide messenger RNA. RefSeq lists its product as hypothetical. The annotation marks the transcript as partial. The transcript has a single exon. The record is from RefSeq and is a predicted model, not a curated record. NCBI's taxonomy places the organism in Eukaryota, Viridiplantae, Chlorophyta, Chlorophyceae, Sphaeropleales, Selenastraceae.